UGAUUUACUUCCUUCAGCACUGUUGAAUUGAAGGUUAGGUGGUGAUUUAUCAGAAAGUGUAGCAGGAAAAAUCUUGUCAUCAUUGCUAAGACGGCAGCUAUUGGCUAACUACAAGUUUCUGGCUGGAAGGGAGCAGGACAGGAGAGAGGGGUGGACAUGCUGAUGAAGCUUCAGCUCUCCCUGUCGGUCAUCCUGCUGCUUGCCUGUGGCUUCCUCUACCAGUUCACGCAGAAGUCCAGCUGCCUCUUCCCCCACCUGCCUCCCUACAAGUCCCAACAGGGGCUGGAAGCCCUCCUGGGCCAUGGGCGCAGCAUCGUGUUCCUAGAGACCUCAGAGAGAAUGGAGCUAUCCCCGCUGGUCUCCUGUGCUGUGGAGUCUGCGGCCAAGGUCUACGCUGAGCAGCCUGUGCUGUUACUUAUGAAAGGGCUCAACAAUUCCACGCAGCUGCCCCCAAACUCCACUUCCCCAGCCCUUUCCCUCCUCUCGGCAAUAGACAAUGUUUUCCUCUUCCCUUUGGAUAUGAAAAGCCUGUUUGAAGACACACCGCUGUUUUCGUGGUACACUCAGAUCAACAGCAGCGCAGAGAGAUACUGGCUCCACGUCAGUUCAGAUGCAUCCCGCCUGGCCUUCAUCUGGAAGUACGGCGGUGUCUACAUGGAUACUGAUGUCAUCUCCAUCAGACCCAUCCCCGAGGACAACUUUCUGGCCGCGCAGACAUCUCAGUUCUCCAGUAAUGGGGUGUUUGGAUUCCUCCCCCACCACCCUUUCCUGUGGCAGUGCAUGGAAAACUUUGUGGAAAAUUACAAUUCAGAUAUUUGGGGCCACCAGGGUCCCGAAUUGAUGACAAGGAUUUUGAGAGUAUGGUGCAAACUCAGAGACUUCCAGGAGGUGAGCGACCUCAAGUGUUUAAACUUCUCCUUCUUACACCCCCAAAGAUUUUAUCCCAUCUCCUAUGCAGCGUGGAGGCGCUACUAUGAAGCCUGGGACACAGAGCCGAGCUUCAACGACUCCUACGCACUGCAUCUGUGGAACUACAUGAACCAGGAAGGGAGGGCUGUGGUCAGAGGAAGCAACACACUGGUGGAAAAUCUCUACCGUAAGCACUGUCCCAAGUCUUAUAGGGACCUGCUUCAAGGUCCAGAGAGCUCGGUGACUGGGGAGCGGGGCCCAGGUAACAAAUAGAGCCAAUGUUGGGUCGUUGGUGCUACAUCGUGGAACUGGCCACUUCCUGGAGUGCCAGACUUUCACCUGAUCUCCACUUCCCCUAGGUGUGCGGACGCUCACCCACAUAUCAGUUACAGUUACAAUUUUCCACAUCAUUCCACCAAAGAACUAUUAGAACUAGUAAAGGAAUUCAGUAAAGUGACAGUCAAUACGCAAAAAACAGCUGCAUUUCUAACCACUAAUAAUGAACCAUCAAAAAGAAAAAGAAAACAAUCCGAAUGACAUCUGCAUCAAAAAGAACAAAACACCUAGGAAUAAGUUUAACCAAGGAUGUGAAAGGCCUGCAC
Molecule: messenger RNA, 1511 nt
Organism: Aethalodelphis obliquidens (Pacific white-sided dolphin)
Lineage: Eukaryota; Metazoa; Chordata; Mammalia; Artiodactyla; Delphinidae
Gene: A4GNT
Product: alpha-1,4-N-acetylglucosaminyltransferase
Exons: 3
Coding region: 157-1182 (341 amino acids)
Biological process (GO): protein O-linked glycosylation
Molecular function (GO): acetylglucosaminyltransferase activity
Source: RefSeq, a predicted model, not a curated record